AUGUUUGAGUUUUUGAAUUACCACACCUCGUGGACAAACUUGGAGACACUGAUGCUUUAUGGGUUGAAUGGAAAUGGAGCAUUGGAGCCUAGCAUCUCCCUGCGCAUGUUCAAUCUUCUUCCUUCAUUGCGUAACCUCUGCAUUACCUCCUUCAACAAAGACUCCUUUGAUGAUAGCACAUUGAUGUGUCUGCCACCGUUGGAGUCAUUAAGAUUGGAGAACCUGCCAGGGAUUACAGACGCUGGCCUUUCGCAGUACACGUCACGAUCCGAAUCACAUACUCUCAAGACGCUCGUCUUGAUCGAGCAGAAUGUCGAGUCGCUACUAGUCAUUUCUAAAAUCCUUGCGUCACUACGACGACUUGAACGGUUCAAGAUAGCCCAGACUGAAAAGUGCCCAACUUUACCGGAUGAGCAUAUGAUCUUCCAGCCUAUCCUGGCCUCAUCAUCUCUAAAAUAUCUCCACUGGGAUGUGGCAUGCCCAAACCCAGACGCAGCCCUCACCCAGCUCGAUACCCUCCCCUUCCAGAAACCAACACACCACUCUAACACCCCCAACUCUCAUCUUGCCCAAAGCAUCCUUUCCGCUGGUUUCCCUCAAUUGGAAGCUCUCCGAGCACCCUCCGAUGUAGAGCCCCCAGGUGCGCUCCAGGCUGUCUGCCGACCUGUAUUAAAGGGUCAAGCUCUGCUCCGACCAGACCGGUACAGUUUGCCUCGCAGCUCCCACGGUUCCGUGAAUACCCGACCACUCGCUCUGCCAGCGGGCAACAAUCUGACCUCAGCUCGAAUCCGUGCUCAGACGUUCAUCGACAUGGCAGCCAAGGACACCGAGGCCGGCAUGCCGGUUCUGAUCCAAGAUUACUCGGACGCGUAUGUGCCGGAUAAUGCGCAGUAUUCUCAAUUCGAGGAAGAGCCUGUUCAGGAAAUGGACGACUAUGGGAUCUGGGCUGCCUCCGAACGGUUCAGACACAAGGACAAUGACCACAACGGCCCCAAAACGGUCUACGAGUUCCGCAUGCCAACCUUGAUUGGCCGUAGUGGUUUCCGGGAUCCUGCAACGGGCGCAUCAAUCCCCCACUUCGUCCUCCGUCCUGAUAUCCCCGGCCAGGAGUUAGACGGUGGCUUGAUUGGGUGGAAGCAAGUGCUCGCCUCGAACCAGUCAUUGUCAUAUGCUGCCGGAGUAGGCGUUAAUUGCUUCGGCGGCGGAAUCCCUUCUACCCCACCCCCUGACGACCUCCUGUCGCCUGCAUCCACCAUUUCAAGGUUUGGCUGGGGGAGCUUGAGUGGGCGGUCUGUGACGUCGGUAAUGGGUACGUCUCCAACGACACCCACCACACCAAUCACACCUUUGAGUAGUGCAUUGGGCUCGGCCUUGCCUUGGGAGAAGGAUACCUGUACUGGAACCUGGAACCACAAAAUGGGCCGGGACUGGUGGUUCCAUAUGGAGCGUGAGCGUCCGAGCAAUUCAGAGCUCAUUGACAUUAAACAACUUUUUUAA
Penicillium vulpinum is the source of this 1497-nucleotide messenger RNA. RefSeq lists its product as uncharacterized. The record is from RefSeq and is a predicted model, not a curated record. The transcript has a single exon. Bases 1 to 1497 code for a protein of 498 amino acids. NCBI's taxonomy places the organism in Eukaryota, Fungi, Ascomycota, Eurotiomycetes, Eurotiales, Aspergillaceae.